Molecule: messenger RNA, 1960 nt
Organism: Nematolebias whitei (Rio pearlfish)
Lineage: Eukaryota; Metazoa; Chordata; Actinopteri; Cyprinodontiformes; Rivulidae
Product: flavin-containing monooxygenase 5
Exons: 11
Coding region: 37-1695 (552 amino acids)
Molecular function (GO): NADP binding; N,N-dimethylaniline monooxygenase activity; flavin adenine dinucleotide binding
Source: RefSeq, a predicted model, not a curated record
UUUCAGACUCAGACAAAGAAGCACACAAGCUUCAUCAUGGUGCGUAGAGUAGCAGUGAUCGGGUCGGGUCCCUCAGGUCUGACCAGCAUUAAGGCUUGUCUGGAUGAAGGCUUGGAGCCAACCUGCUUUGAAAGCAGUGAUGACAUGGGUGGACUGUGGAAAUUCAAGGAAGUCUCAGAGCCAAACAGGGCCAGCAUCUACCGCUCCCUAACUAUCAAUAUCUGGAAGGAGAUGAUGUGCUACAGUGACUUCCCCAUCCCACCUGAUUACCCUAACUAUAUGCAUCAUUCUAAAAUCCUAAAAUAUUUCAGGAUGUAUGCAGAGCACUUUAAGCUACUCUCGCACAUUCGCUUCCAGACCUCAGUGAAGAGUGUCACCCAGAGACCAGACUUUUCUCGCACUGGCCAGUGGGAUGUGGUCACAGAGGACAGAGAUGGUCUAGAGGAGAGGCAUGUCUUUGAUGCAGUUAUCUGCUGCUCUGGCCACUUCAACUAUCCUAACCUGCCACUCAAAGACUUCCCAGGAAUUGAGACGUUUGAAGGAACGUACUUUCACAGUUGGGACUACAAGGGACCUGAGGACAUGUACGGAAAGAGGGUGGUGGUCAUCGGCAUUGGUAACUCAGGAGGCGAUAUUGCUGUGGAGGGCAGCAGGGUUGCAGAGCAGGUGUAUCUGAGCACUCGCAGUGGUGCCUGGGUCAUCCGUCAGGUUUCUGACAAUGGCCGACCAGUGGACAGGUUCAACUCACGCUUUGUUCAUGUCUUGUUCAAGCUGUUGCCCAUGAGUUUGCUCAACUGGCUGGGUGAAAAAAAACUUAAUGCCAUGUAUGAUCAUGCCAUGUAUGGGCUCAAACCCAAACACAGGCUCUUCAGCCAGAUUCCAGUGAUCAAUGAUGACCUUCCCUUUAAGAUUUUGUCUGGAUCAGUCCUCGUUAAACCCAACAUAAAAGAGAUCCAAGGGUCCACUGUGGUGUUUGAUGAUGGCAGCACUGUGGAGAAUGUGGAUAUGAUUGUGUUUGCCACAGGAUACAAUUAUGAUUUCCCUUACUUGCCAAAAAAUUCAAUAUACAAGUCUGGACACAGAGUUGGUCUUUACAAACAUGUCUUCGCUCCAAACCUGGAGCAUCCCACCUUAGCUAUUGUGGGUUUUAUCCACUCUGAUGGAGCCAUCAUGCCACAAGCUGAAAUGCAGGCCCGUUUUGUUACCCGUGUUUUCGCAGGACAUAGGAAGCUGCCAUCAAACCAGGCCAUGAUCAAGGCUGUUGAAAAAGACACAAGAAACAUUGCAAAAAACUACGUGGUGUCAAAGCUGACUCCCCUGCAGGUGGACUUUGUUGAGUACAUGGAUGAUUUAGCCAAGGAUAUUGGAGUACGACCCAGCCUCCUCUGGCUCCUCUUCACAGACUUCCCACUGUUCAAGAGGGUUUUUUGGGGGCCUGUCACUGCUUACCAGUACCGCUUAAUGGGACCAGGGAAAUGGGCUGGGGCCCGAAAGGCAAUCUUCACCCAGUUAGACCGCAUGUACCAGCCCCUAAAAACCAGAAAACUGGAGGUAGGCGAGAGUUCAACUACAGGCCGUCUGAUCAAGUUGAGUUUGACUGUCAUGGUUGGAGGAGCUGCACUCUACUAUGUUCAUGUUCGCAACCCCACCAUCAUCCCCAUCCUAAUGUCCAAAUUUCAUCUUCAAACAGUUUAAAAGAACUAAAAGUGUCUCAUUCUUAAUCUUUCUGAACAGAGAAAAUGUUCUCUUUUUCCCAGAUCUGCAGCAACCCUGUGAUUUGAAACUGCAGUUCAUUUUACAGUCAAAUACAACACUAGCAACAACUACAUCAGCUUGACCUGCACUGAAAUAAUGGUUCAUAAAGUACUGUAUCCAGUCUGCAAUAUUAAGAAUGACAUAAAUGUUUAUUGAAUGUUAAAACAAAGAUUGAAAAGAAAUAUUUGAAGAUCAGACCCUUAUC